GCCGCCUCUUGGGCCCUCCUCCUGUCUGUCAGUCACUUCCCCGGGAGUGGGGGGGUGGGGCCGGCGGCGGCUGCUGCGGCGGCGACUCAGGCUCCAGUUCCGGGGCGAGCGGCGGCCGUUGGGGGUCUUGAAGUUCAUUUGGGGGUUGUGGCUCACAUGGCAACAGCAAAUUCUACUCCUCCAGGCUCUUUAGAUUUGCUUCAGCCUGGAUUUUCAAAGGAUAUCCUAGGAACAAAACUAGAAGAUAAAUAUCUCUGCUCUGCAUGCAAGAACAUUUUGAGAAGACCAUUUCAAGCUCAGUGUGGACAUCGAUACUGCUCCUAUUGUCUGACCAGCAUUAUAAGCACUGGGCCUCAAAAUUGCGCUGCCUGCAUUCAAGAGGGAAUAUAUGAAGAAGGCAUCUCUAUUUUAGAAAGUAGUUCGGCUUUUCCAGAUAAUGCUGCUCGAAGAGAGGUAGAAAGCCUACCCGCUGUCUGUGUCAAUGAUGGUUGCACAUGGAAAGGCACUAUAAAAGAAUAUGAGAGCUGCCAUGAAGGACACUGCCCAUUCAUGCUAAUCGAGUGCCCAGCAUGUAAGUGGAUGAUCAAACUGGGUGAGAAGGAGCAUCAUUCUGAGCGGGAAUGCCCAAAGAGAAGCCUCAACUGCAGAUACUGCAAAGUUCUUUUCUACUAUCCUGAUAUUAAGGCCCAUGAUGAGAUCUGUCCCAAAUUUCCCUUGACUUGUGAAGGCUGUGGUAAGAAGAAAAUUCUGCGAGAAAAAUUUCAGGACCAUGUCAAGGCCUGUGGCAAAUGCAAAGGGCCUUGCAAAUUCCAUGUCGUUGGCUGUACUGAAAUGGUGGAAAAUGAGAAACAGCAGGAUCAUGAAAUUCAGAAGGUAGCUGAGCACCUCUGCAUGUUGUUAAACUUUGUCCUUGAGACCAGGCACUUCCAUGGAGAUAUUGGUCCUCUCCUUGGCCAAGGUGACAUGGGGGGCUGGGGAAACAACUCAUUGGCCUUAGGAUCAGAGAUGUCCAAGUCUACAGAGCUGGUGGAGAGAUGUGAAACUUUGGAAAGAAAAACAAUCACUUUUGAGAACAUUGUCUGUGUUUUGAAUCGGGAGGUGGAGAGAGUGUCCAUGACAGCUGAAGCUUGCAGCAGGCAGCAUCGCCUAGACCAGGAGAAAAUUGAAUCUCUCAGUACCAAGGUCCAGCAGCUGGAAAGGAGUAUAGGCUUGAAAGACCUGGCAAUGGCAGACAUGGAACAGAAGAUCCUUGAGAUGGAAGCUUCCACUUAUGAUGGAAUUUUCAUAUGGAAGAUAACAGACUUUGCUAGGAAACGCCAGGAAGCUAUGGCCGGCCGCUCUCCUGCCAUCUUCUCUCCAGCCUUCUACACGAGCAAAUAUGGCUAUAAGAUGUGUUUGAGAAUUUAUCUGAAUGGGGAUGGCACUGGACGUGGGACCCACCUUUCUCUUUUCUUUGUCGUGAUGAAAGGACCAAAUGAUGCACUUCUGCGUUGGCCCUUUAACCAAAAGGUGACAUUAAUGCUGCUAGAUCAGAACAACCGGGAACAUGUGAUUGAUGCCUUCAGGCCUGAUGUGACAUCUUCCUCCUUCCAAAGGCCAGUCAGUGAUAUGAACAUUGCCAGUGGCUGCCCCCUCUUCUGUCCUGUCUCCAAAAUGGAGUCAAAGAAUUCUUAUGUGCGGGAUGACGCAUAUUUCAUCAAAGCCAUCGUUGAUUUGACGGGCUCUCUAAUGCCACCUUUCCAUCAAGUUAUGGGAGCCUAGUGCCAGCCUGGUUUGGAAGUGUCUCAGGCAGGGGGUCUCACCUACACAACCCUUGGUCAGGGGCCCUGCCCCGCCUAGCACACUCCAGGCUCAUAGGGCAGAGAGGUGGGGUCAAGGCAGGCCUGCAGGGAAAGGCCCUGACCUUCAGCUAAGAGUGAUAUUCAGGACCAAGAGGAGAAGGCACUGGCUAGACCUUGGUUAUUAGAGGCACUUGGUUUAAGACUUGUCAACAGAGAUUGGGAGUCAGUGAAUGGGUAACCACUUCUAGGAAACAGGCAAUUCAACCCAGGACUGGUUUGAAAUUUGCUGUGGGUCUGCAAGCCCCUACCUAUAAAGAUACUUGAAACACUAUCUGUGUUUGUUAUAAGGGAGGGUGGGGAUAGCACACUUACUUUAAGGGAGGGGGGGAAUGGGGAAACAUGUUAGUCAAGAAAGAAGGUAUUUCUCUCUGACACUGUGCUUAGAGGGUUCUUCCAAGCAGAGUUGUUAGUUCAGACCCUGCAGCCCACAGUAUGCACAUAAGAGCAGAAAAAGAUCCAGGAGAAUUGACAAGAAAAGUCUGUCAAGGACCCAUUAUGGUUCAAAAGGUGCCUCUUGCUGGCACCUGUGAUUGUAGGAAAUCACUUUGUUUGUAUCACUUUGAUCACCUAAAUCUGAUCAUGCAGGGACACAGAGCACCUUAAGAUAGUGGGAGUGAUUCCCCCCAGGGGAUAGAAUUGCUCAUAGAAGUAACUACUAAUUAGCCAGCCAAAGAAUUUCCAACAUGACCUUUCACUCUAGGAAGGUCAGUUCAUUUCUCUUGAUUCCCUGCUUCUACCCACUUUAUGUGGCAAAGGCUAUUCUAUUGGGUUGCCAUGCAGGGAGCUUUCUAUGAUAGGAUGUGGUUAAUCAUGUCCUUCAAUCCCUACUAAUUUUAAACUGAGUAGUUCAUGUCAUACCACAUGGAGGGGGAGGUGGGAAGAAUAAGUAGGGAAUAUCCACCCCCUGGGCCCACUUCAAUGAUUUGUAUUAUCUGCAUUAUCCAACGAGAGAAAAAAUCACUAUUAAAUCUUUUAAAAAAACAAAACCAUUUUGUGGAUAGUAACAUGUUGACAUGCAUUCAACUAUAUGUUUCCUUGAAUGUUUGAAAAACUAUUCUAUAGUUCUUUCUAGAAACUAUUUACUUGAGAUUUUUCAGUGUCGUCUUCCCCCAUUGCCCACCCCUUACCCUGUCUUUGCAGUUACUGCCUAGAAUAUGGGUCAUUAGUCAUUUGGUUACUUCCUUGGUGACCUUCACAUGGGGAACCUUGAGCAUAAGUCACCUGUUGUCAGGAAGCAGGCCAGAUGGAAGAGUGGUUGAAGGAUGAGCAGUUGUGUGCUUGUUGGUACAGAGGCAAAGUAAUCCAGAUGUGGAAAGGGCAGACUUAAGUUGGGGAAGACAUACAUGUACUUGGAUACUUUCUCUCUCUUCAAAUGCUUUUUCUGAUCUGAAUCAGUACAAGCAUUUGGAAGGUUGGGUCAUCCCUGGCUGCUUCUGAGUAACCAUAGGGUUCAAGUCCUAUGGUUUGAUAGGAAGGUGAGUCCUCUAUUCUUGCCCCUCCCCACCUUGAACAUGGCUUGAAACUUUGUGAUAAGAGAUGGAUAAUAGCAACCAAAGGUUCUAGAGAAACCAUUGUGGUACAAACUAUUCCCAGACCUUUUAGUUACCAUUCUGUGAUCCUGCUUCCAUCCCCAGCUUGGAAAGUUAUA
Messenger RNA from Dromiciops gliroides (monito del monte), 3489 nucleotides. It is a transcript of the gene TRAF2, whose product is annotated as TNF receptor associated factor 2. Gene Ontology annotation, biological process: positive regulation of JNK cascade; positive regulation of canonical NF-kappaB signal transduction; protein autoubiquitination. Gene Ontology annotation, cellular component: cytoplasmic side of plasma membrane; plasma membrane signaling receptor complex; cytosol. Lineage: Eukaryota; Metazoa; Chordata; Mammalia; Microbiotheria; Microbiotheriidae. The record is from RefSeq and is a predicted model, not a curated record. Gene Ontology annotation, molecular function: ubiquitin-protein transferase activity; ubiquitin protein ligase binding; zinc ion binding.